Molecule: messenger RNA, 828 nt
Organism: Rangifer tarandus platyrhynchus (Svalbard reindeer)
Lineage: Eukaryota; Metazoa; Chordata; Mammalia; Artiodactyla; Cervidae
Source: the annotation of a GenBank genome assembly
AUGUUAUCGGCCGACCUUUCCGGCCGUGGCCGCCCGCGGGGCGCGCGGAUAAGAGGAAGACUCAAGCCCCGCUCGGGCGUGAGCUCCAGAGCAGCUGCGCCCGCGGGGAAGCUGCAGCAGCUGCGGGUUUGCGAGGCGAGGCCUCGAGCCAAUGAGAAGUGCGCGGGGAGGGGCGGCGCUGGCCAAAAGCCCUUGAAGUGCGCGGGCGCGGGCUGCUUUUGCGGUGUACGGCGGGGUGGCCACAGCAUGGCGGUUUCCGACGCUCGUUCAGCUGGAGCAGCGAGGGAAGCUCUUCGAGGUGCUUGGGAACCUCACCAAGCGGCCCUACUGGUUUCACUCCGAGUACCUGAGGAGCCCGAAGGCAGUUCACCUGGAGGCCUGGCUGGUGGAGGCGCUCUUCGGUGCGUGGGCCCGAGAGGGGAAGUCAAGGCCGUCGGCCGGCCCCGGGGUGGCCGCGUCCUCGGCAGGCCUCUCCGGCGGCCGGGGCUGCCCUCCAGCGCCCCUGCUGCCGCCUCCCCUCCCGCCCCCGCUGCUAACGAUGUAUUUGCCUCCCGUGCAGGCCGGGGUGGAGAACUCAUCCCGCACGUCGAGUGUGUGUCACAGACCCUGCUUCACGUUCAUCAGUGGGACCCGGACGGCGAGGCUGAAAUCUUGAUAUUUGGCCGGCCUUAUUACCAGCAGGAUGUAUCCAAGAUGAUCAUGAAUUUGGCUGACUAUCACCAUCAACUCCGGGCGCGAAGUACGCGGAUGGGAACCAUGACAGGCAUCCUAGGCAGGCCCUGGGUUCUUGGGAGAGGUCCUGAUGCUUCCCGGCUGUGCCUGGGGUAG